Molecule: messenger RNA, 847 nt
Organism: Camelina sativa (false flax)
Lineage: Eukaryota; Viridiplantae; Streptophyta; Magnoliopsida; Brassicales; Brassicaceae
Product: putative F-box protein At3g61730
Biological process (GO): reproductive system development
Cellular component (GO): nucleus
Source: RefSeq, a predicted model, not a curated record
AUGCAUGUCCAGAUCUCUUUUGACUUUGAACUUCUUCAUUUGGUGAUCACAGCCUCAUUUGUAUCUGGUUUUGACACUGUAAUUAUAGAUUGGAUGCGGAUUGGUGCCUUUCUACUUGACUCUCGAAGCUCACUCCUGACUGAGAGUUUGAGUGGUCAUCUCAAAGUCCCAAGGGAUGGAACCAUAGAACGAAUGUUACAAUCCAGUGGUUCAUGUGUCAUCGACGACAUCAAAGGUGGUAUCUGGAUUGCAGAUUUACAGCUUGUGCGUUGCCCUGUUUGUGACCUCAGUACCUGUGAUGGAACAAUGCAAACACUUGAUGCUAGGCACAUGGAACUGUUCCUCAGCGAAGGCUACAAAGAUAGAAGCUGGGAUUACAAUCUUAUUGGGUCUCAUAAGUUACAGAAAGACGCAGGUGCAGCUUGUGGAGCCAUAUUUGAUCUCAAACACCUUAAAGAGUCGUCAUCCUCAGGUAUUCUCAACCUCAAGUCUUGGACCGGAGAGCCAAAUGAUUCCCAACCUAAAGCAGUUAUCGCACCCCACGCUGUCGCUGUUCACACAAGACUGCAAGAAAACGAAGGAAUCCUUGUGAAAUACCACACGAUGAAAGCAGGAACAGACGGUGACAUUGUUUCCAUCAGAAUCUCCCAGCAGCUUCUCUGAUUCCUUCACAGUGCUUUGUCUUCAAAGUCACACACAAAGCUUUAAGUAUAUCUGGUAUUCAUCAAAUCCUUUUUCUCUUCAGUAAAAUAAAGAUUAAAACAUUAAUUAGCUCAUUAUAAGUUUACAACUUUAUAAUUUGUUGUACGAUAAGUAUGACAGGUUACUGAACUUCUUCUAUACGAAA